UUGCAUGUAUAUCAACCAACAUGAUUCGAUUUUUACUAUUUUAAAAGUUAUUGUGCCUGGAGUUUGGAGAUAUUCUUUAUUAAUGUGACUUUAUUCUAUCCUUAACACUGCCAGACUAAUAUUUUCAGAUUAUAAUCCUAAAGUAAUAAUUUUCAUGUGUGCCUCUGUACUGAUACUGUGCUUCAUUUGUCAAGUGGAUGAGUUUAUGGAAUGCAUGUGUUUAAAAAGUGCAUUCAACCAUGUUGAGUGGGAAACCUAAUUAUGCCAAAAUUGUGAUAAUAUUAUUAUUUGAUAUGUCAAAAUAAAUGUUUAACAACCAUAUUGUCACUCAUUUGGUAGUUUACUUAAUACUGGGCAAUCAUUUUUGCUUCAUUUCGGCUUGAAAACAUGAUUUCAGGCUAGUAACCUUCCAUGUAUUUGCAAAAUGUUAAUUGCAGGAUUAGAGGAAUUAGUUUAAAUUUUUUUGCUUAUGUCAGAUGUUCUGGAAUUUGCUUGGCCUGGAAAUGUAGGUGUAUUGUGGAAUGCGACGUUGUUCGAUUAAUCUAAAACCUUUGCUAGCGAUAAAUGUUCCUUAGUUCAUUACUGUGCAAUCUGUAUGAGUGCCUCAGUGGCACAUAUUCUGCUUUUUUGAAGUAUUUUCAGGUGCGAAGUGGCUAAUUAAUAUUUGUUUUGUUUAAAAAAUUGCCCAUGGAUUUACUGUUUGCUAACAUUUUGCUCUUUUUCGAAGAUCUGUUGGUUAUCAUAGUCAUUUUUAUUCAUGGACAUGGAUAUUCCCAUAUAUACAGUUGAUGCCUUCACAGAUACUCCAUUCAGUGGAAAUCAGGCGGCUAUUUGUCUUGUUGAUAGAGCCAUACAAGAAAGCACUAUGCAGUUGCUGGCAGCUGAGAUGAACAUAUCAGAAACGGCGUAUAUUGAAUUUAACGAUUCUACUACUUCCUUCAAAGAUGGAAAGUAUUUCAAGCUCCGUUGGUUUACACCCACAAAUGAGGUUCCCUUGUGUGGACAUGCAACCCUGGCAGCUGCAGCAGUGCUAUUAUUUGAGUGUGGUAAUACCAAUGAAAUUAUUACAUUUUCUACAUUGAGUGGUGACCUGACAAUUACAUCUGUAAAAGACAAAAUAACAAUGGACUUCCCAAAAAAUGAGCCUGUAGAAGAAGAUUCUUCAAAUUGGGAACCUCUUGCUAACGCUGUACUUGGAAAGUACUAUGAGCAUCUGGAGUCAGUAUUGUUGUCUUCCAAUGCAAAGAAACUGAUUUUACGUCUCAAUGAUGAAUGUAGUCAGUCAACACUCCAAUCAAUUUCACCAGAUUUUCAAGAAAUGUUAAAAGCACAUGAUGGCUCAAUUGUGAAAGGCAUUAUAGUCACGCUAAAAGGUGAUAAAGGCUGUCACUUCUACUCGCGUUACUUCGCACCAUGGAAUGGUAUUCCCGAAGACCCAGUGACUGGAUCAGCACACACUGUUUUGGGUCCAUAUUGGUGCAAGAUCCUGGGCCAAAAGAAUUUGUGUGCACGUCAGUGUUCAAAGCGGGGUGGUAAAUUAGAUGUCCUCGUAUGUGAUUCAAGGGUAUACAUCUCAGGAUCAGCAAAGGUCAUUGUGAAAGGAAAAGUUCAUUUACCUUGCUAGCAUAUCUGAUAGUUGGUUAGCUGUUGAAAUUGCAUGGUUUUUAGUUGCAGAGUAGUCCUGCAUUGUAUGGUGUAAAAUGGGGGGUGAGUUACAUAUAUUGUGGCAAGAAUAUAUAUGUUGGGUUGGAGGCAACUGCACCUUGCGAUAAUCCUGAAUAAGUUGUGAAAAUUGUGCUGAAGAACAAUGAACUUUUGAAUCCUCUUGCUCUUGUUGAAUCUCUGUGGGAUGGUGAUGUGGGCAAGAAAGCUAGUGAGAAGUGAGCUUGAUGAAUUCGCUGAUUGCUCAAAGUGGUGGUGGUUUUUCAGCCUUGUACUAACGGCAUUCUGGACGUUAUGUCAAAUACUUUUGCUAUGGUGGAUAGAUAUUUGAAAAGAAUAUGUGAAAAAGGACACCAAAAGCUAAGAACGAAAUGUAUCGUCCAUUUUUUGGCUAAAUAUGGAUCGAUACAGAUGUUGAAAUUAUUUUUUGAGGGAUCAUGUUCACGGCAUUGGCCUCGUUAAUUCUUAGCCAAUCUUGUCCCCACCCCGACGUCUGACCAGUUUUCAGCUAUUUAUCAUUGAAACCAGGUCAACUACCUACCUAAUUUUUUGUUAUUGACAUAUUUAAUAUUACAUGAUGAUUAUAAAGAAAUAUAUCAAUCGGUUGUUAGUGGA
Messenger RNA from Styela clava, 2277 nucleotides. RefSeq names its product phenazine biosynthesis-like domain-containing protein 1. Gene Ontology annotation, cellular component: cytoplasm. NCBI's taxonomy places the organism in Eukaryota, Metazoa, Chordata, Ascidiacea, Stolidobranchia, Styelidae. Gene Ontology annotation, molecular function: isomerase activity. Gene Ontology annotation, biological process: biosynthetic process. The record is from RefSeq and is a predicted model, not a curated record.